AUGGGUUCUAAUGGUGAUGACCACUCACCUGAACCCCUACGUUGUGCUAAAUUGUUGGGUGCUGCGGAGGAAGAAAACAACCUCUUCAGCGCUGAGAAUCAGGAAACGACGCGAAGAUUGUCCUUAAUACAGACGUCGGCGUACGAGAACUUUGUCGGGGGAAGACUGAGGCUGAAGGGGAAACCCGUCCACGUUAAAGCAGAUGGCAUUUCCAAAAGCAAGAAGAAGAGACACAAACACCGUAUUGCCUUCCAUUCCCAAGGUUGGUUCCACCUCAUGUGUUUUGCUUUAUCUCCUCCUUCUGUGUCUGUUAUCCAUGAGACUGAACAAGAUGGCAGCGAAGCUCAUGCUUUUGAGGAUCAUCUUACGCCAGUUGAAAGAAAAUUCCUGGAGCAGACGCACAAACUUGAGCUUCAAAAACUGGCAAAGAUGGCGAGCAAAUCACGCCAUGAUCGCAUUCAGGAAUUUAACCAGUAUUUGGCUAAUCUAACUGAGCAUUAUGACAUUCCCAAAGUCGGCGCCGGUUAAAUUUUCAUCAUCUGUGUUGUUUUCAGCUGAUUAAUUUAACUGACCUGGAUUUCAGAGUUCAAAAGGUGCAGUAUUGUUUGUUCUGAAUAACAUGCAAGUUAUAUUUGAGUUAUUCUGGUCAGUAAAUCAACUGUCUGAAAACCUUUGUAUUCUAGAACUUUUCCAGUUUGUUGGACUUCCUCUGUGUUUGAGAAAUACUGCCUCCUUUACCACCUAGAUUUUGCAUGAUUUCGUCCAUUUUAGGUGUUUGCUAGUGUGAUGAUUGUAUUUGUAUCGCC
Molecule: messenger RNA, 806 nt
Organism: Theobroma umbraticum
Lineage: Eukaryota; Viridiplantae; Streptophyta; Magnoliopsida; Malvales; Malvaceae
Source: RefSeq, a predicted model, not a curated record